Molecule: messenger RNA, 774 nt
Organism: Lodderomyces oxycetoniae
Lineage: Eukaryota; Fungi; Ascomycota; Pichiomycetes; Serinales; Debaryomycetaceae
Exons: 1
Coding region: 1-774 (257 amino acids)
Source: RefSeq, a predicted model, not a curated record
AUGUUAUUGAAUUUAGACGUAGGUGUAGCUGCCUCAGCAAUGCCACUUCUUUUAUCACCACUACAACCACCAUCACUAUUUGAAAGGGGCACCGAUACGGGUGGGAAACUAGGAAAUGAUUUAUCAAUACCAAGACGAUCACCAGCCAGGAUUCUGUUUAAAGAUUUGAAAUCAUUGCCCUCUCCAAUCUUCAAGAAUAGUCACCACUCAAGUCACAUUGAAUUAAACCAUUUCAUUACUAGUACUAAAUCAAUUUUUAAAAGACCAAAAGGCAUUGAAACAAAAGCUAGUAAAGGGAAGGGUGAAGAGCAAACAAACAACUUGCCAUUGUCACCCUUGUCAAUAGCUGAAUCUCGGAGCUCUAUUGAAGAAGAGGACGAUGAGGGUCAUUCGUUGUUUAGUGAUAGGAACCACAUUAAACGUUCUGUGUCAUCUAAUUCUGAUAGCGUUUCAGUAUACUCCUGCCCAGAGAAUGCUCAAGAUACGCUUCCUUCACUAAAAAUAGCUUCUGAGAAAGUGACAACAUCGAAAUACCAAGUCAAAACUGAGGUCAAGGGGAAGUAUUAUGAAGAAGAUGAUGAUGAUGAAGAUUGGGGGGAUUUUGAUAUGGAUGAAGAAGAGUUGGAUGCUAUAUUAGUUGACUUGAAUAGUGUCGAGAUAGUCAAGAUUGCUGAGGUUGUUACCUAUGAUAAAUCCAAACGCUUAUCGCUAAUAGAUAUGGGCGCAACACGGAAAUCGUAUUGUAAUGAUCAUCACCGGGGUAGUAGCAUUUAA